AUGCAGAUGCUGGCACGCUCUCGCCAGAGCCACGCCCCCGCGAAGGAGAACAAACCCUCCGUUGCCACGGCGACGGCGAAGCCUGUUGCGACGACGGCGACGACGACGACGACGAUGAAGCCCGUUGCCGCGGCGAUGAAGGAGGAGGCAGAGGAGAAGCGGGGGAUACUGAAGUCUCCGGCGUCACGGUCGGAUGGCGCGGCGCCGGCAUCCGCUGCCGCUUUCCAUCCAAUCAGCCUGAGCCGCGUGUUCUCCCCGGCGGCGUCACCUAGUGCCGGAAUCCUGAAGCGAAAGCUGCAGCAGCAGCAGCAGCAGCAGCAGCAGCGGGAGAAGACGACCGUGGCGCCACAGUCUCCCUCACCGCCGCAUAAAGUGAGGAGGGUGUCGUUCGCGUACCCGAUCGCGGAGACGAGCGAUGGAACGCCGGCGACGAAGGCACUGCAACGCUGCGUGCCACUCCGCCGAAGCUUCAAGCGCAAGGGACGCUAUUGCUCAAAGGGGGCGCCACCGUCCGACGUCGCAACGGCCGAGGAUCAGAUAGGGAAUCUCGAAUCUUCAACGGAUGAGAAGUGGAUGGAGGCGGCACACCGUCAACCAGACGCCACCAAGAUGGAUGCCAGCGACGAGGCAGUAGCAUCCACCCAGUCUGUCGUCGCCACGGAAACGCCGGAGGCUGCGACAGAAGCCGACGACGGCAAUGCUGUUAUUGCUUCGGCAGCAUCUGUGAAGUGGCCAGGGGGCGCCGCGGUAGAGCGCGUCGGUCGGUUCACCGUGUGUCGGUCGGAGCAGCUCAAUAUGUCGACAGAGGUGGCGCCACGGGUCAGCGAAUCCGGAGGACAGGAUACAGUAUUUACCGACGAGCACCCGACUUCCACGGAGUCCACACCACAGACCACAGCCGACCAGCUGCUGACCGAUCGAGUCACGGAGCUGUCCGCCCAUCUACGAGAACUCCCCACCAGGGCGGCGACACUGUCUGAUAGCGAUCUCUUUGAGCUCCAGCGGCGGCUCUACGAGGCCAUCGGUACGGUAACCGGCGUCAUUGAGUCUAGGUGGUCAUCGACAGGGUAGCCCGCUGGGACUGCAACCUUUGACCCCAAGUGGCCGUGGUGGCGACCUUUGGCCCCGGAGUGCCCGCGGUGGCGACCUUUGACCCCGGAGUGCCCGCGACAGCGACGGUCGCGUCUGUGAUGCAAUUUAUAUCGUAUUGUAAUUUCGAACUAUGAGAGAUUCAUG
Molecule: messenger RNA, 1236 nt
Organism: Priapulus caudatus
Lineage: Eukaryota; Metazoa; Priapulida; Priapulimorpha; Priapulimorphida; Priapulidae
Exons: 5
Coding region: 1-1071 (356 amino acids)
Source: RefSeq, a predicted model, not a curated record